AUGCGUUACGUUUCUGCGUAUAUGCUAGCAGUCGCUGGUGGAAACCCGUCUCCGAAGUUAGAAGAUAUAAAAAAUAUCCUCGGUGCCGUUGGAGUCGAUACCGAUGCUGAAGCUGCCAAGCUCGUCAUCUCACGGCUACAAGGAAAGAAUAUCGAAGAAGUAAUCGCUGAAGGUUCCGCUGGUCUGGUCUCGGUAAGCUGUGCUUUCUUCACUGUUUUAUUUGUUAGGGUUUGUUGGUUUGGUGCUCUUGAUCCCCUUCCGUGA
This is a messenger RNA of Haemonchus placei, 264 nucleotides long. NCBI's taxonomy places the organism in Eukaryota, Metazoa, Nematoda, Chromadorea, Rhabditida, Trichostrongylidae. The record is from the annotation of a GenBank genome assembly.